This is a messenger RNA of Poecilia latipinna (sailfin molly), 11376 nucleotides long. RefSeq names its product receptor tyrosine-protein kinase erbB-4-like. Gene Ontology annotation, biological process: neurogenesis; positive regulation of cell population proliferation; positive regulation of kinase activity. The record is from RefSeq and is a predicted model, not a curated record. NCBI's taxonomy places the organism in Eukaryota, Metazoa, Chordata, Actinopteri, Cyprinodontiformes, Poeciliidae. The transcript has 26 exons. The coding region runs from base 93 to 4154 and encodes 1353 amino acids. Gene Ontology annotation, molecular function: ATP binding; epidermal growth factor receptor binding; transmembrane receptor protein tyrosine kinase activity. Gene Ontology annotation, cellular component: plasma membrane; basal plasma membrane; signaling receptor complex.
GCCCGGGUACGGAGAACAAGCUGAGCACACUGUCUGACCUGGACCAGCAGUACCGCACCCUGAGGAAGCUCUACGAGAACUGUGAGGUCGUCAUGGGAAACCUGGAGAUCACCAGCAUCGACCGAAAUCGCAACCUGUCCUUCCUGAAGUCCAUAAGAGAAGUGACAGGCUACGUGUUGGUGGCACUGAAUCAGUUCGAGUACCUGCCGCUGGAGAACCUACGGAUCAUCCGAGGCACCAAGCUGUACGAGAGCCGCUACGCUCUGGCCAUCUUCCUCAACUACAGGCGGGACGGCUUCUACGGCUUGAGGCAGCUGGGCCUACGCAACCUGACGGAGAUACUGAGCGGCGGCGUGUACGUGGACCAGAACAAGUUCCUGUGCCACGCCGACACCAUCCACUGGCGCGACAUUAUCAAGAACCCCCAGGCGGAGCUGCUGGUGGUUCCGUCCAACAACAGCAACAACGGAUGCAGGCGCUGCCAUCGCUCCUGUAUCGGACGCUGCUGGGGUCCUCAGGAAAGCCAGUGUCAAACAUUGACAAAAUCGGUGUGUGCAGAGCAGUGUGACGGUCGCUGCUUCGGGCCUUACGUCAGCGACUGCUGCCAUCGAGAAUGCGCCGGCGGCUGCUCUGGCCCCAAGGACACCGACUGCUUUGCCUGCACCAACUUCAACAACAGCGGCGCCUGCGUCACCCAGUGCCCCCAGCCGUUUGUCUACAACCCCACCUCCUUCCAGCUGGAGCCCAACCCCCGAGCCAAGUACACCUACGGAGCCUUCUGCGUGAAGAAAUGCCCCCAUAACUUCGUGGUGGACCACAGCUCCUGCGUCAGAGCGUGUCCCAGCAACAAGAUGGAGGUGGAGGAGAACCGCAUCAAAAUGUGCAUCCCAUGCACCGACAUCUGCCCGAAAGUGUGCGACGGCAUCGGGACGGGCAGCCUGCAGACGGCUCAGACCGUGGACGCCAGCAACAUAGACAAGUUUGUCAACUGCACCAAAAUCAACGGCAAUCUCAUCUUUCUCAUCACCGGCAUCAAAGGGGACAUGUACCACGGCAUCGGACCUUUGGACCCGGAGCGUCUCAGUGUCUUCCGCACUGUCAAGGAGAUCACAGGGUACCUGAACAUCCAGUCCUGGCCUGAAAACAUGACGGAUCUGAGCGUUUUCUCCAACUUGGCGACCAUCGGAGGCAGAUCCCUUUACAGUGGGACCGGCAUUUCUCUGCUGAUCCUGAAGCAGCUCUGGAUCUCCACCCUCCACUUCCAGUCUCUGAACGAGAUCAGUGCCGGAAACGUCUACAUCAUGAACAACACCCGCCUCUGCUUCUACAACACCGUCAACUGGACGUCGCUCUUCAGGACCUCCAACCAAAAGGUCGUCGUCCGCAACAACCGGGACCCUAAGGAGUGCACUCAGCACCGGAUGAUGUGCGACCGCAUGUGUUCGGAUGACGGCUGUUGGGGCCCGGGCCCCGACCAGUGCCUCUCCUGCCGCUACUUCAAACGAGGCCGCACCUGCGUGGAGUCCUGCAACCUGUUUGAUGGGGAAGCGCGGGAAUUUGCCAAUGGAUCCGUGUGCCUGGACUGCGACAGCCAAUGUGAGAAGAUGGACGGAAACAGCCUAACGUGUCUUGGCCCGGGCCCAGACCAGUGUGUAAAAUGCCUUCACUUCAAAGAUGGGCCCAACUGUGUGGAGAAGUGCCCCGACGGACUGCAGGGCGCCAACAGCUUCAUUUUCAAAUACGCCAAGGCCAACAACGAGUGUCAUCCCUGCCACACCAACUGCACCCAGGGGUGCAUCGGGCCGCGGCUCCAGGACUGCGUGGGAAUGAUGGACAGGACGCCGCUGAUAGCAGCUGGUAUCAUUGGUGGGCUGUUCAUCAUCGUCAUCCUGGCGCUCAGCGUGGCCGUUUACGUUCGACGCAAAAGCAUCAAGAAGAAGAGAGCCUUGAGACGCUUCCUAGAGACAGAGCUGGUGGAGCCCCUGACCCCCAGUGGCACCGCCCCCAACCAGGCUCAGCUGCGCAUCCUGAAGGAGACAGAGCUGAAGAGGGUCAAGAUCCUGGGCUCUGGAGCGUUUGGAACUGUCUAUAAGGGCAUCUGGGUCCCGGAGGGCGAGACGGUGAAGAUCCCCGUCGCCAUAAAGAUCCUGAGCGAGGCCACGGGUCCCAAGGCCAACGUGGAGUUCAUGGACGAGGCCCUGAUCAUGGCCAGCAUGGAGCACCCCCACCUGGUGCGCCUCCUCGGUGUGUGCCUGAGCCCCACCAUCCAGCUGGUCACCCAGCUCAUGCCCCACGGCUGUCUCCUGGACUACGUCCACGAGCACAAGGACAAUAUCGGAUCGCAGCUGCUGCUCAACUGGUGCGUCCAGAUCGCAAAGGGGAUGAUGUACCUGGAGGAAAGGCGGUUAGUCCACAGAGACCUGGCGGCUCGGAACGUGCUCGUCAAGUCCCCCAAUCACAUCAAGAUCACCGACUUCGGCUUGGCUCGGCUCCUGGAUGCCGAUGAGAAGGAGUACAACGCGGACGGGGGCAAGGUUGGUAUGCCCAUCAAGUGGAUGGCUCUGGAGUGCAUCCACUACAGGAAGUUCACCCAUCAGAGCGACGUGUGGAGCUACGGAGUGACCAUCUGGGAGCUGAUGACAUUCGGUGGCAAACCGUACGACGGCCUCCCCACGCGGGAAAUCCCAGACAUCCUGGAGAAGGGCGAGCGACUGCCGCAGCCUCCCAUAUGCACCAUCGACGUCUACAUGGUCAUGGUGAAAUGCUGGAUGAUCGAUGCUGACAGCAGGCCCAAGUUCAAGGAACUGGCUGCAGAGUUCUGCAGAAUGGCCCGUGACCCCCAGCGGUACCUGGUCAUCCAGGGAGACGACCGCAUGAAGCUGCCCAGCCCCAACGACAGCAAGUUCUUCCAGAGCCUGCUGGACGAGGAGGACCUGGACGACCUCAUGGACGCCGAGGAGUACCUGGUGCCUCGAGGUUUCAACAUGGCCGCCACGUCGGGCUCCGCGAGGCCCCGUGUUGACUCCAAUCGAAACCAGUUUGGCUAUCGGGACGGGGGCCCGAACACAGUGGAGGGGCCCCUGGUGGGGGCCCAUGGCGGAGGGAACCAGGAGGCGUCCGGCAGCCAGGGCCCGGUUCUGGAGGACCAGCGCUGUAACGGGAGCCUCCAUAAAAGCAGCCAGAGCCAAGUCGGGGCGGAGGACCCCGGGGCCCAGAGGUACAGCGCUGACCCCACCAUCUUCCUGGGGGACAGGACGUCCAGAGGGGACACCGACGAGGACGGCUACAUGACAGCCAUGAAGGACAAGAGCUCCUCAGAGUACCUGAACCCCGUUGAGGAGAACCCGUUUGUAUCCAGACGUAAAAACGGCGAGAUCCACGCGUUGGACAACCCGGGCUACCACAGCACGCCCAACAGUCAGCCCAAAGGAGAGGACGAGUACAUCAAUGAGCCCCUUUACCUCAACACCUUCCACAGUCCUGCUGAGCUGGGCCUAGAAGCCCUGAGAAGGAACGGUCUCCCCUUACCCAGCAUGCCCCCGUCCUCCAUCUCAGCCUCAACGCCAGGCUCCCACCUCCCGCUCACCAUUCAGACCAGUCUGCCCCACUACCCCCUAUCCUCUGCCCAGCCGUCUCCGGCCGGCCUGCCCUGCCUCCAUGCUCCAGCAGCUCACAUCCUCCAUGCCCACAACACCAUCAGACCUGCAGGGCCGCCUGGAAAUCCAGGUGGCUCCGUCCCUUCCAGCCAAACAGGAACUUCUGCUCCAGCACAGGUGAGCCAAUCAGGUUCCCUGUCCACUUCGUCCACCCUUUGCCACGGUAGCCUGCCAGCCUACCAGAGCUACACCACCUCCCAUCCCGGCAGCCUGCUGAAGCAUGGAGGGCAUACGUCAGGGAAGGCCAGUGGGAAAAAGCUCAAGGUAACCUUUGACAAUCCUGAAUAUUGGCAGCACAGCUUGCCUCCAAAAUCCUCCUUACAGGUGGCCCCUGACGGGGCCCAGGGAGGCCCAGCCAACGCCAAGCUUUUCUACAAGCAGAAUGGACACAUACGGCCCCCAGUGGCUGAAAACUCUGAGUACAUGUCUGAAUUUGCCCUGAAGUCCGGCACCGUUCUGCCGCCUCCACCCUACAGGCAGAGAAACACUGUGGUCUAGAUCAUCCACCAGCUCUAGCCUCCUGCCACCCAGACAUCCUUUCUGGUUCCACCAUCAGUGGCGUCAAAGACCCGCCUGACUCUUUCCAGAGAUUGCGCCAUCUGCUGUAGCAACAUCCAAAGGAGUUGGACAGGUACAACCAACUCAGACACCUUCCCUACAUCCAAUCCAGUCCAUUUCCGUUUUUGUAGAUAGAGACUAUCUUCCAACGCAUUGAGAUGGCCAUGGCAACAAAGAUCAGGCAACGAAAAAUGGAGACACUCUGUGAUGUUGGCGCACAACUCUCAGACUUAAAAGGAUCGAGCUCUGGGGACAUGAACUCACUGCCAGCCACCUCAGUGUCACUUUUGUGAGAGAAACAAAAGGUUUUCUGUUAUUUUCCAGCAAAAAAAACAAAAACAAACAAAAACAAAGCCAGAAGAUGAGCAAUAGAUUCCGAAACAAGAAAAAUUAGUCAGGUUUUGCAAUGAAAAAAAGCGAAAUGUGGAAAACUGAGGCAGUUUGGUUUAGUUUUUGGAGAGCAGCAGAAACAGACUUAUCAGUCAUAUUCAGUGUUUUUGCCUUUCGGAUUAUACCACGUGUUCUUGAAUUUUCCAUUGAAUAUGUGAAACCCAUCUAAUCCUACUGUUACUGUGAUACUGUGAUGGCCAGAACUACAGUGAUCUCUUUUAUUUGUAGUUCAACCACAAACUGUAAACUAAUCGCCUGAAAAUCUCCUGGGCAACAACUGUUUUUUUUUUCUUGUUUUUGUUGUAAACUUGGAGAUUAUGAUCAAAAUCAUCAAGGAACAAAAAAGUACACUGUUAUUACUUUUCUAUACACUGGCUCCAGUGCGGAAAAGUUGCAUUUUCGACACUGGUUUUCCAUUCACACCGCAAAGCUAACUUUGAGGAGAAAAUGUUAUGGAAAUUGCUGCAUCCAGCCAAAUUGUGUGUGAAGAUCAUCCGAAAAGGGUCAGAACUAAAAGUGGUGAUCACAGGGCGAGAGAAUGUCAGACAUCUACUGGGAGGACGAGGGAAGGUUCCGACAAGCCCACUAAUGAAGACCUCAAGGAAUGAAGAAGGCAGCACCAGCAGAGCACAGACUACUUUUUAAUGUGUGGAUCUGGGUUUGCAUCAGUGUGACUGGGAUGAGUGUGUGUGUGUGUGUGUGCGUGUGUGUGUGUGUUUCAGCAAGCCAGCUUGGCCCCUUUGAGAAUGAGAGAAAAACAAGUUGCAGAAAUCAGCCGCAGUGUAAUUGACAGCUACAGUUAUCAACCAGCAGCAGGCCUAAACAAAGGCCUUUAGACAUAUGGAAAAUGAGAAUCUAAGGGUUAACUGAAGGCUCUUAGAGCGGGCCAAUGGCAACAAAUCUCGCGAAACAUUUCAGAGUCCCUGCAAAUCUGCUUGGUUGAGUUCAGGAAUACGUGGUUUUACGCUGGAUCUGUUGACAAACCCUUUAUAUGGAUGGAAUUGGUCAUGAUGGAACCAUGUUCUUUCAACGUCCUGGAAGCCGUUUCAUGGGUAACGUAGACUACGUUACUCCUAGGACACCAAUACCUUAAACUAUUUUAAGUUAACCCAUCUUCACCAAAAUGUUGUGGUUUCUUACCAGCUAUCAGGCGUUGUGGAGUUGCAGUUAGCUAGUUAGCUUUAGCAACAUGACUGACUAUGUCUUUACUUUGUAACUUGAAGCUCUGUAUACACUUCAGAAACUCUGGCCACACCAGCACUUCCUCUAACAUCUCCUUAAAACUGGUGUGAGGUAAAACGCCUUGGUGAACCUCAACACCGGGAACCAAACCAUGCCUACUUCUUCUUUCCACUGGAACUGUUUUUUUUUAAAUGUUGUCAUUUUUUACCAAAGUAAUUUGAAAUUUUUGUACCAAUAGUGCUUCCAUCUUCAGUUGGUUUCUGUAGGUUUAUGUGCAGACAUAAGUUUCUUCACCAAGUGUCUCCUAAGUAAUACUUUAUGAAUAAGACAACUUUGGUUUAUCAAGCAAAGUUAUAAUAAUCAUCAGUAGCAUAAAGCCAAGAACCACAAAAUUCCUCCAACUCCAAUGUUCUUUAUUGACACAUAACUUUUAACAUCUAAAGGACCAAUGACAUCUACCUGUUAAGUAUUUAAUUUGCUUAAUUUUGGUCUAAUAAAUUAAUUAGUUUGACUGGACUCGGACUGGACGCCUUAAAAAAUCUUUACAUAAACGCCUCCACACUUAUUGGGAAAACAUCCUGUGGAUGAUGGCAUGCAGUCCAACGGGGUUCCUAGGGCCUUUGGAAGAGAACCUAGCCCACAGCACCACAGGUCCUCCACCGUAUUCAACAGUGAGCAUGAGGUGGAAAUACUCUUUGUGUUUAUUUUAGUUGUACGUUUGGCAUAAAUAGUUUUGUAAAAAAAAAAAAAACUGAAAUUUGUAAUAGAUAAAAUGUUGGAUUUUUCUAAAACCUUGCACCUUACACCUUUAAUUGGGGGCUCUAGCAAAUGUGGAUGGUACUCCAGGUAACCUGUAUCUGUAUGGUUGUUUUUCUAAUAUAACAUUGGUCUCCCUCCCUCAGAAACUGUAAUUUUUUUUAAAUUAUUCAGUAUAGCCUCAGUCCAAAAAGAAACCCACUGAAACAGAGCUGUUUGAUCAGAGCCGAAGUUGAACGUGGUGAAAGCUUCACAUUUUCUGUUUUAAAUACACAAUAAAAGCACCACAAUUUUACCGUAUUAUUUCAACUGCUGCCAAAAUAAUGUAACACAAUGAUUAGUAGUUACAAUGACAUUUUCACAUUUCUUUUCAGUUUGGAAAUGAAGACUAAAGCUAAAAUACUGAUAAAAUUUAGUUCUAGCAUUUUGUUGAAAAGACUUUCCAUCGAAAUGAUGAAACGCUCCAAUGAUGCUGACAUUUUACGUUAUUGUAGUUCCAUAAGUCAUUUGAUUGAUCUUUGUCAUUUAUUUAUGCCACCCUCUGGCGUAAACGGAAAACAGCCUGUAGCCAAAAUCCAUGGAUCCGUUCCGUGUGUUUGUGGCGUCAUUUAAUGUGUCCCCCUGUGUUGUUCAGAAUACCUGUGAAAAAAGAAUUGAUUAAUCUUUCCUCUCAAGAAAACAGUCGUUAAAUUCGCCACUGCUGCCUCUUCGGGCAAACUGCCACCAACGAAGAAAAAUGUUGUUGGUGUUAAAAGUUUUAAAAAGACUAAUAUUCUUCACUUUGUAUUGCUCAGCAUUAAAACUGCUUUUUCAUGUGGUGGAAAACUCCAUCUGAGCUAUUUUCUUAUUUACCUUACUUAUAUAUUGGAGCGUGUCUGAAAGGGUUUGACGAUGCACAUGUAAAAGCUGCGUACGUUUUUCAUUUCCCCGGAGCGCUUUCAUCAGAGACGCGGGUAGAAAUUGUCUGUUUCCAUCUUGUCACACUGAAAUAUUCAACAUGUUUUUCUGCUAGUUUAACACUUAAGAAAUCAAAUGUUUAAGCAUGAGUUUGAGGAAAGUGAUACAUUCAAGAGUUCAACAGGAAAAAACACAUUCGAAGGUGUUGCCUUACCCGCCUAAGAAAUGUUCUUGUUCCAAUGUUGCUGUUUUUUAUGUUUAAUAUUACCAGAUUAUGACUAAUUUAUAAAUUAGUAUCUUGUAGCCACUUUUAGAACUCUAAUUGUAUGAAAAAGAAACUGAAUUUAUAAUCAAAGUAAAACAUUUAUGACAUAUUUCAGCAUAUUUACACAGAGCAAAGGAAGCAAAACUCAGUUCCAGGAUUUUGAACUGAAAAAAGAGACGAUGAGUGCAAAUGAAGACAUGCUUGAUUUUGUUUGCCCUUAGAUAAACUUCAGGCAAAGGCAAAAUAUAUAACAACACAGAAUGCAUAUGAAAAAAUCAUAGAAAAGCAGCCUAUAUUAGACCAAGAGGUUAACGUCAUUGUAAAAACACAGUGGCUCUAUUUUAACCCAAUCCAGUUUUCAUCGACGUGGUGGUCUUUUAGGAUCCCUGCUGGACUUUCAGCGUCAAUGAAAAAGUUUUUAUUUCUUUUGUGAAGAAAAUGAUUUAUUUAUUUUUUUUUGCUGCUCUGGUGACUCACGUUUCAAAUAUAUCUUGCUUUGAUCUGGGGCAGUGUUACCUGCUGCCGUGGCCGAAGCAUUUGGGUGACUCAUAGCAACAAAAACAGCCCUCAAACUGAUGGUUGUUUUAAUCCAAGUCCACACAUACACGUGUCUUUUUUUUUAUGUAACUUUCUGUGUAGCUUUUUAUUUGGUUUUAGUUGCAAAAAUCUCUUUUCAAAAUAUUUUUGAGCAGUUGGUUUCAUUGGCACAAAAAAAUGGGGAGCCCCAGAAGGCACCUUCAUGUUUCUACAGGCAGAUUUUUUCUGUUCGGACAGAUUUCUUUGUUAUUUCAGAACAUACUCGCAUGUAUGUGAAUCUGGCACAGAUUGAUGUUUCUUUUGGAAAACCUGGUUAGUACUGCUGGCAUGGGAAACUGAAAUACGAUCUGUUGUUUUUAUGGAUGGAUUUAUUUAUUUUUCCGAAGUUUUCUUCAGGUCUAAUUCUUAUAUAGUGAAUUUAAUUUGCUGUUUAAGCCGCAGCUCAAAGGCACAUUGCCUUGUUCCAAACAAAGUAGCUUUUUAACACUCGCAUAAAUUGAGCCUUCACCAGUUUUGGCUGCUGCCAUUAAAAUCCUGAACACAUGAAGGAUGGACACAAGUAACUUUUACACUCUACUAUAUGAUAAAUUAACUAGGCCAUUGUCUCCAAAUAAACAAAAAACACAGGUCAGUAUUGUCUUCAAAUAGUAGUUUUUGUGGAAAACACCAACUCUUUAGAGAUGCUUGAACGUGUUUCUUACGAACCCAGUUAUGUAAGUGUGAAUUAGUUUAACGUUGUUUUCCAGGUCUUUGCCUAAAGUAGUUGUCACCAAAAGGCACUUUAGCUAGCGUCACAUUUUUGACAAAGAGCUACUGAAGUACCUGAUAAUACUUUUUAUUUCUAUAAAAAACAAUAUACACAUGUAUGUGUGAACUUGACAGAUCCUAAACUACACAAACGUUUGUGUAGUUUGGCCUUGUGCUAGCAUGUACGUUUAGCGUCAUAUUAAUCCCUGCGUUGUAUGAAGAGCACAAAGAGAGGCUACAAACAAAAGAAAAUUACUGUCAGAUACCAUGGUAAUUACCAUGAUAUAAAAUUUUGAUCAUACUGCUCACCUCUAAACUUAGUCAAAUUAGGUUUAAUGGGAGGAACAGCUGUCAUGUUUAAGAAAGAGUCCAUUCAAACUGCUAUAUUGUGUAAAAGCUGUAUUCACAAAUUAAUUUGGCAAAUCUUUUAACGAAGGUGAUCUAAAACAGUUUCUGCUUCAGGCAUAGAAAAACAAAAAUGGUGGUCAUGUUACAUUGUGUACACGUAAAAAUGGCUGACCACCACGUAUUUUUAAUAUUUUUAUCAGUUUUAUCUGUCGACAGAAAACUGAGGCUCACGACAUUUCUUUUAAACCACAAAAUUAUGGCACUUUAUGUGCUUAUCUUCUUAUAAGCAGAUAAACUGAAGCUAUUGUACCUUUUUCUCCAUCUAAGCCGAUUUGAACUGUAAAUAUGAAAGCUGGAAGACAAAGAUUUGUGUUGUCAAAUGAACAGGAAGGCAAACAGCUGUGCUUGUUUAUGAAUUUAGCGAAACGUUUUCCACAUGCACCAAUUUUAAACGAAGGCGAUGAAGACCUGAAACUACACAGGUCUCAUAUUCUGAUUUUUUUUUUUCUUUUUUAUUUGAGAAACAGUUCAAGGUAUUACUUAUAUUUUAUUUACUAACCUUUUUGUGAGCUUGGACCAUAUUAUUUAAAUGAAUUUGUACAGUAUGCCCAGAAGGCGCGACAGACAGUUAAAAAAAAAAAAAAACUGGGGGAAAAAAAAUUUUUUUUUUAUUUUUUUUUUUUAUUUAAUAGUCUGACAAGGUACUGUAAGUGUGAAGGAGGCAUAAACACUGAUUUUUUUAAAUAUUGUUUCACGCUACUGAUUACCUGAAGCUACACAGCAAAGGUCAUUUCUUGACUGGUUUUCUUCCAUUCAGAAUAACGCAGAGUAUGAUUGGUUGUAAAUAAUGUUUGCUUAAAGUGGAUGAGAAUAACCUUGACAUUGUUGUCCAGGGUACAAAAAAUUUAACAGAUAUUUCAGCAGGUUAGACGGCACAAACUGGGACUGAAGUAUUUCAAGAGAUAAUUGUGUGUGUGUGUGUGCGUGCGUGUGUAAGUGUGUGUAUGUUUUCUCCAUGCCAUCAAGGACGUAGUUCAUCCACUGUACAUUAUUUAACAUGUUUGUAAAAAUCGAGCUCCAAACUUUGAUUUUUAAUCGCACAAUUUGUCACAUGAAUGAAAAGUCACGUGCUCUUUUCCACAAUAAAAUACCAGAUCAGUGUAACUGUACAGAAUCUUUGGGGAGGGAAUCCUCCAGAAUUUAUCUACACAUACUACAACAACAAAUGUGAAUAGUAUUUUUCUAAAGCACUGUAAUGGCCGACAUGGUGAAUUUGUACAUAAAACUGGAGGCGGCGCUUUGAAUUUACAUCGGCCUUUUCUCCGACUCUGUUUUUUUCUCCUGCUUAUCACUACUUGUACAAAAAGAGUCGUACAUAUUUGCUUUCUGUGACUGUAUCUUUGGACUGGUGGGGAUUUGAUUUUCAAAGUGCUUGUUGACCUUUUUAUCAUGUAAAACUGUUUGGUGGCCCUCCUCCAGGCCUCAGUGGCUGUCCUCAUGGAUUUUUUUUUUGUUGUUGUUGUUUUUGUUGUUUUAUGUAAACACGCAAACACUACAAAAGUGAUGGAGGCAGGCUAAUAUGUGUGGUUUAAUAUUUCAGUUCAUACCUGCCAGAUUAACCCACCCAUACUUACAAGCAUAUUUUCCUUUUAUUUAGCACCAUAACUGUGAAACCAGUGCUGCCAACUAACCUAGACAGUGCUACUUGCUCUGCUUAGUUUCUACUAAAUAUAUUACUGAGCCAAGUUAACUCCAUCCUUUCCCUGAAAGGCAGAGCACAUCUUUCUCAACCACUUUGGUUCCCUUUUCAUUUUUUUGCAUGCUUUUAGAGGUGAUGUAAAGGAGAGAAGCUUCAUGUCUUCGUCCUUCCACACUUUCUCCUCUUCUCAAGCAUCGUCAUUAGUGACUAUCUCUUCAAGUCCUUCGAAAUCACACCCAAAGCUUUAUAUCAGAGAAAUACCCUUCCUCAUGUUUGUUACAUGAAUCUGUCAAAAGUAUAUUUUUAAUUUAAUAUAAAUAAAGAUUGAUUCCGUAUUGUUU